AUGUCAGCUAAUUUAUGGGAUGAUUCUGACUCAGAUGACGACUUGCCAGCUGAAUGGGAACAGACUAUUCAGGGCAAUUUCGUUGUAUACUACAAUCGCUUAACAGGAUUUUCUCAAAGAAUACAUCCAAUUUCUGGCCGUGUUAAGCGAUUGUCAUCUGCUUUACCCAAAGGUUGGUCAUCAUGUGUUGACACGUCUGGAAGAAUAGUCUAUUCGAAUUCAGAAACUGGGUGCUCAACUUAUUCAGAUCCUAGACUUGCAUCAGCUUUGUUGACCUACCCUAGAAAGUCCAACCCAAUCCAUCAAUUCAAAUUUGACAAGUUUUCCAGUGCAAAUGAUAUAUUGUUGAAUAAAGAUCUUCGUGGUUAUUAUGCAGUUGUGACCAAUUCAGGAUGCGGUCUUGGUUUAUCGGUUGCGCUUCAUCUCAUCCGACACGGUGCAGUUGUUAUAUGCGCUUGUUCUAAGUGUCCAGAAAACGCUAUCCCUUUGUUCAAUAAAACCAAGUCACUUAAAGAAAAGGAGACAGUUUUAAACUUGAGUGUACCAAACUUAGUUAAUGAAUAUUCUAGUCAACUUUUUUGGAUACCUUACAACCCUUUAAAACUUUCCAGCAUUAUAGAGUCUGUUCAAAUAUUACAGUCACAGAACUGGCCUCUUCAUGCUUGUAUCAUCACCGAUGAUAUGCUCCCACCCGUUACUGAGUCGUAUUUCCUUCAUCUUAAAAGGUUAGGAUUAAGUUUGGAGAGACUGAUUCCUGUUAAUGUUGCACAUUGGUUCAUAUUUGUCUUCAGAUUUUUGAAAAAUUAUGAAAUAAAAGUUUUCAAAAUACUUGGGAAAAUUUUACCUUCUAUGUGGAUUUCUCCUCAUUCAUGUGAAUGUUCACCUGAAACUUUUCCAUCGUUGACUGCUGAUGGAUAUGAAAUUUCAAUACAGUUUAAUUAUUUGGCUCCUGCCCUAUUUUUAGAUGAACUUUUUAAAGCAAGAUUUAUUUAUUCUUCACCUCCUCCACCUUUUCCAAACAGUUCAGUAUUUGAUAAACUGAAUCUUCGUGUAGUGAUAGUCACAUCAGAAGUUCACAAAGACAGCAACUUGCAACACAGCAUCAACCAGCCAAGCAUUCUAAAAGUCCUUCAAUUGGUUCCUACAUCUUUAACGGAAAGAAUAAAACAGUAUGCUAAUUCUAAAUUAUGUUUGUUGUUAUUCGUUUAUAAAUAUCAACAGUAUAUGAGUGAAUGCAGUAAAGUGAGGCAAGCCUCAUUUUCUAUGCCGUCAAUACUUGCAUGUACUGGAUCUGAUCCAUUUGGUGUAAAUUGUAUCAAAAGAUCUAUCAGAAAUCUUUGCUACUGGUGUUUACAAAAUCCGAUUCUUAUGCUAAUGCAAGUAGUAUACCUUCUGUCAAGACCAUUUGGUAUGUGUUUGGAUCAAAUGGCAGCCAAUCCUAUUUUUUGUGUCAUGGAUAAGUUUACAAGUAUGCAACAUCCAACUUUCAGGUAUUCAAAGAUGAUCCCAUAUAUCGAUAAGUGCAGACCCUCAACAUCAUUACUGGAGACACUGCCAACGGGGAAUUAA
Heterobilharzia americana is the source of this 1569-nucleotide messenger RNA. Lineage: Eukaryota; Metazoa; Platyhelminthes; Trematoda; Strigeidida; Schistosomatidae. The record is from the annotation of a GenBank genome assembly.